Messenger RNA from Linderina pennispora, 1425 nucleotides. RefSeq names its product ABC1-domain-containing protein. Gene Ontology annotation, biological process: ubiquinone biosynthetic process. NCBI's taxonomy places the organism in Eukaryota, Fungi, Kickxellomycota, Kickxellomycetes, Kickxellales, Kickxellaceae. The record is from RefSeq and is a predicted model, not a curated record. The coding region runs from base 1 to 1425 and encodes 474 amino acids. Gene Ontology annotation, cellular component: extrinsic component of mitochondrial inner membrane. Gene Ontology annotation, molecular function: kinase activity. The transcript has a single exon.
AUGCAGUCUACGACUGAGAAAGAGCAACAGCCGACUGAGUAUGAGGGACACCUGGAAAUAUCUCAGAAACGGCAGCUGCAGGCAUCGGCAAUGCCUUCAAAUCGCGUCAGCCGGCUGUACCAUUACGGGUCGCUUGCAGUGGGCCUUGGCCUGGGAGCGCUGGGCGAGGCGACCAAGCGGUGGAGCGGGUUCAGCGACUCGUCGGACCAGUCAUCGGUCAUGCUGAGCCGGGCCAACAUCGACCGGAUCGUCGACAAGCUGUCCAAGAUGCGUGGAGCCGCCCUGAAGCUUGGCCAGAUGCUGAGCAUCCAGGACUCCAAGAACAUGACACCCGAGAUCGCUGAGGUACUGCAGCGCGUGCAGAACGCUGCCAACUACAUGCCGGUGCGGCAACUCGAGAAGCACAUGCGCAGGCAGCUCGGGGCCGACUGGCGCGACAAAUUCACCGAGUUCCAGGACGAGCCGUUUGCUGCUGCGUCCAUUGGGCAGGUCCAUGAAGCGAGGAUCGCGAUGGCUGAGCACGGGUUCACCAAGGUCGCCGUCAAGGUGCAGUAUCCGGGAGUAGCUGGCUCGAUCGAGAGCGACCUGAGCAACCUGCAGUCGCUGCUGGUUAUGAGCAAGCUGUUGCCGCGCGGCAUGUACCUGGAGAACACAAUCAAGGUUGCGCGCAAGGAGCUUGAGUGGGAGUGCGACUAUGUGCGGGAGGCCGACGCCAUCACAAGGUUCAGCGAGUUCCUUGCCUCUGACAAGGACUUUGUUGUGCCCCGGCUGGUGCCUGAGCUCACCGGCAAGAUGGUGCUGACCACCGAGUUCAUGGAUGGCGUCGAUAUGAAGAAGGUCGAGACGCUGAGCCAGGAGGUGCGCGACCACGUGGGAACCAGCGUUCUGAAGCUGUGUCUGCGCGAGCUGUUCGAGUUCGAGUUCAUGCAGACCGACCCGAACUGGGCCAACUUUAUGUACAACACGGAGACUGGCAAGAUCGUGCUGCUGGAUUUCGGCGCCUCGCGCGGAUUCGGCAAGGAGUUCCUGGACAAGUACCUGAACACGCUCAAGUCAUCCAUGGAGGGCGACCGCGAAGGUGUGCGCCACUGGUCGACCGAGCUCGGGUUCCUCACCGGCUACGAGGCUGACGUGAUGACCAACGCCCACGUCGACUCUGUGCUGGAGAUUGGCAAGCCGUUCCGAAGCCCCGGACUGUACGAUUUCGGCAACCAGGAUGUGUCGGAUAAUGUGCGAGAGGCUAUCCCCGUGAUGCUGCGACACCGUCUGACGCCGCCGCCGGACGAGACAUACAGCCUGCAUCGCAAGCUCAGCGGCGCCUACCUGCUGUGCAUCAAGCUGGGCUCGCGCGUGCCGUGCCAGGACCUGUUCAAGUCGAUCACGUCAAAGUACACGUUCAGCGAUGGUUCUAAAGUCACUUACUAA